Molecule: messenger RNA, 1033 nt
Organism: Physcomitrium patens
Lineage: Eukaryota; Viridiplantae; Streptophyta; Bryopsida; Funariales; Funariaceae
Product: ubiquitin-fold modifier-conjugating enzyme 1
Biological process (GO): protein K69-linked ufmylation
Cellular component (GO): cytoplasm
Molecular function (GO): UFM1 conjugating enzyme activity
Source: RefSeq, a predicted model, not a curated record
AGCGUUGUGAAGCCGCAAUGUUGGAAGUGAGUGACAAGAGGUCGACGAGGAGGAGGGGCCGAUUGAUUUCGCAAGCUUCGUUGGGCCGAUCACCUGCAUCGCAGCGGGUUUGGUUUGUACACAAUCGGAGCGAAGUGGGUUUCUCAGAAGAAGAACGAUAUUGUCAUUGAAAUUCUGGAUUUGGAGUGUUGUAGCAUCCGGCACUUUUGUGUGACGUUGAGGGAUCUGUGUGGCGUUGGUCUGCUUUCUUCUCUGUCCAGUUUGGUUUUGAGAGGGAAGGGGUUGAUUGAGAGGAGGAAUUGGAUUCUAUUGGCCAUGGACGGAUGGGACACGACGACGACGUCGACUGUGCAGAAGAUACCGCUGCUGUCCACGCGAGCUGGGCCGCGGGAUGGGGAGAAGUGGACGCAGCGGCGGAAGGAGGAAUUUAUGGCUCUGAUUAAGUACAUGGAGAUGAACAAGGAGAGGGAUAAUGACUGGUUUCGGAUUUCGCCCAACCAGGAUGGAACGAAGUGGAAGGGGAAGUGUUGGUACAUACACAAUUUGCUCAAGUAUGAGUUCGAUUUGCAGUUUGAGAUCCCUGUGACGUAUCCGAUGACGGCCCCGGAGCUUGAGUUGCCGGAGUUGGAUGGGAAGACGGCAAAGAUGUAUCGUGGCGGUAAAAUCUGCCUCACCAUUCACUUCAAGCCUCUGUGGUCGAAGAACUGUCCAAGAUUCGGGAUCGCGCAUGCUUUAUGUUUAGGGUUAGGGCCAUGGUUAGCCGCAGAGAUUCCUCAUCUGGUGGAUACCGGAGUGAUCCAGCACAAGGAGAAGGAGGUGACUGCGGCAUCAUCGUGACCUAGGCUCAGCUGGCGUUAACGAGCUCAGCUAGGAUAUUUAUUCACUAUAGGAGCUAUUUCUUUCAUCUGUGUUGUGUUCGAAGUAAUUGAAUGUUGUAUUCAAUGUCUUUUUCUUAGUACCUCUGCAAAUGGAUUUGAUCAGGAUGCGACUUUCUCUAUUGUUUUACGCAUUUCAGAAAAAAUGAUCUUCUCGA